Hippocampus zosterae (dwarf seahorse) is the source of this 2526-nucleotide messenger RNA. It is a transcript of the gene pdk3a, whose product is annotated as pyruvate dehydrogenase kinase, isozyme 3a. Lineage: Eukaryota; Metazoa; Chordata; Actinopteri; Syngnathiformes; Syngnathidae. Gene Ontology annotation, molecular function: pyruvate dehydrogenase (acetyl-transferring) kinase activity. Gene Ontology annotation, biological process: protein phosphorylation; regulation of glucose metabolic process. The record is from RefSeq and is a predicted model, not a curated record. The coding region runs from base 246 to 1481 and encodes 411 amino acids. Gene Ontology annotation, cellular component: mitochondrion. The transcript has 11 exons.
CACUUCCUUGACAGGUCUGAAUUGAUGAACGCUGUAGACACAGGAAAACUAAUUGCAAGAUUAUUGCUCCCAUAUCAGCCAUAAACCCGCAUGGACAAGAAGCGUUCGCCUCGCUCCGUGUCCUGCGGGCCGAGACCGAUGUCAUCGCCGUCGAGACGGAUCCCUCAAACCCGAGCGUCAGAUUGUCAACAUUACCGGGGAUGAAUGGUGGCGCGUCUGCUGAACGUCAAUACUAAAGCGUCAAAAUGAGACUGCUAUUUUCUCUGCUGAAGAACAACAAUCCCAAAGUGGAGUAUUACUCCAGGUUCUCACCGUCACCGCUUUCCAUCAAGCAGUUUUUGGAUUUCGGGAGGGAGAACGCAUGUGAGAAAACAUCGUACAUGUUCCUGCGCAAGGAGCUGCCCGUGCGUCUGGCCAACACCAUGCGAGAGGUCAACCUGCUGCCCGAUAAGCUGCUCAGCCAGCCGUCCAUCCGCCUGGUCCAAAAAUGGUACAUGCAAAGCUUUGUGGAGCUGCUGGACUAUGAGAACCGAAAGCCUGAAGAUCCUCACGCAUUGAAUGACUUCCUGGAGUUGCUGAUCGAGAUCCGCAACCGCCACAACGACGUGGUUCCAACCGUGGCGCAGGGCGUCAUCGAGUACAAGGAGAAGUUUGGCUUCGACCCCUUCGUCAGCAGCAACAUCCAAUAUUUCCUGGACCGCUUCUACACCAACCGCAUCUCCUUCCGCAUGCUCAUCAAUCAGCACACGCUCCUGUUCGGAAACGACACCAACCCGGCUCAUCCCAAACACAUCGGCAGCAUCGAUCCCACCUGCUGCGUGGCCGAAGUUGUCAGCGAUGCGUAUGACACGGCCAAAAUGCUGUGUGAGAAGUACUACUUGGCUGCUCCUGAGCUCCACGUUGAAGAGUUCAACAGUAAGAGAUUUCAAGUGAAGAGCCCCAGAAAGUCGAUCCAGGUCGUGUACGUGCCCUCUCAUCUUUUCCACAUGCUGUUUGAGCUCUUCAAGAACUCCAUGAGAGCCACGGUGGAGCUUUAUGAGAACAGCACAGAAGGAUUGCCAGCCGUGAAAGCAAAAGUCACUCUUGGUCAAGAGGAUCUCUCCAUCAAGAUCAGCGACAGGGGAGGAGGAGUCCCUCUGAGGAAGAUCGACCGCCUUUUCAACUACAUGUACUCCACAGCCCCGACGCCCAGCCUGGAGCCGGGCGCCGUCCCCCUUGCCGGCUUUGGCUACGGUUUACCCAUUUCUCGGCUCUACGCUCGAUACUUCCAAGGGGAUCUGAAGCUGUACUCCAUGGAGGGUGUGGGCACCGAUGCCGUCAUCUAUUUGAAGGCCCUGUCGAGCGAGUCCUUUGAGCGGCUGCCCGUCUUCAACAAGUCGGCGUGGCGACACUACACCACCAGCCCCGAAGCGGACGACUGGAGCAACCCCAGCAAGGAACCGCGCGAUGCCAGCAAGUCCAAGUACAAGACCAACAGAUAACUCGGCGCGCUCCUUUACAAAUGACCAGAUAAGCAUUCCAAAAAGUCUCACUUGUGCAACUCCAUUUUCUUCCGGGCAAGGUGACGCUUGUUCAAAUGUGCUUUUGGUUUUUCGCCUCAUGUCCCAACCUCAGCUUGGCACACGGCUUCCUGCACUUCGAUGAGUCAUUUGCGUCCAAAGGGCGUUUUCGCUUCUCCCCUCACACUCUCAGAGUUUUUCAGAGUUUCAGUGGUGUCGUUCUUUCUUUGAGAGAUCACUUUGGACAAGUUUGAAAAUGAGACCAAGUGCCAGCUAAUUGGCUCUUAUUAACCAAGAGCAAACACGCAGUCUGUAAAUAUUAGUUUUCCGCUUGGUUUCUUUUACCAUCAUUAUUUUUACUUGGAGUGUGUGUGUGUGUGUAGGGACGGGGCGGGGGGUCAUUUCUUUUAAUCAGGCAGGACACAAAGGCUGAAGGCUUUGUGGCCUGCAAAAGAAAAUCUGAAUCAAACACAAUCCAAAAGUGUGCACUUUAUGAAUAUUACGCUGAUUGAUGUAUGAUUUCAUUUGACUCAAGUUUAAUCGAUUGUUAAGAAUUUCUAAUGCAACGUUUUAGAGGAUUCCGUCCUCGAGGACGAUUGAAAUUGGUUAAGCCUUUGAGGGACAGCGCUUACCACGUUAUCAGGUUGGAGGGUGCAUGAAGGACUGAAAAGAACAAAUGCAGAGUUUGCGAUCCGAAGGCCCGUUGAAGCCCGAUAUCCUAUUGUUGCUUUUUGAAUCCGUUCUUUGAGUGUUGAAGAACAAACCCGGCAUGUAGACAACCGCGAAUAAUAUAUAAUAUAUAAUAUAUAAUAUAUAAUAUAGAUAUAAUUUGUUGAUUAUGUAUCUCUCAUUUUGCCUCUCCCGGCUUCAAACCGUGUCUCGAUAUGCCUGAACUGUGAUGGUGGCCCCAUGCCGACAUGCAAUCACGAACCCAAAAGCCAGCGAGAGAGCAAAAAUCGGAUUCGGCAUAAGAAUAAAUCACCUUUUGUCAAACAUGAGAAUAAAAAUAUGGAUGUUGUGUAUGUGA